Molecule: messenger RNA, 471 nt
Organism: Aspergillus melleus
Lineage: Eukaryota; Fungi; Ascomycota; Eurotiomycetes; Eurotiales; Aspergillaceae
Exons: 1
Coding region: 1-471 (156 amino acids)
Source: RefSeq, a predicted model, not a curated record
AUGCGUGAUGCCAAAGUCUGCAUUUCGAAGGAUGCGGUCCCUCUCCACGCUAUCUACGCCCAACGAGAAGGCAUCAUGGAAACUUUAAAGAGACUUGAUCGACGCCUGCAUCAUCUUGUCAGACAGUAUCAGGAAGUCCUAGGCGCGCCUUCUGCAGAUGCCACCCGGAACGGCGAUUCUUCUCGACGAAAAUAUCCCAUAUUUAUCGGAUUCAUUGUCUCUGGUCCGACAGUUGUCAUUCUCACUCGCAAUUCGGAUCCGACGAUCGAAAGCGAGAACUCAGAUAGCACCUUUAUGUGUCAGUUUGAUCUGGGAGAAAGAGGCCAGGAUGUGUGGAACUCUCUUGCUAUCGCGAUCACGGUCAUGCAUAUCCGCCGUAAUAUGCUGCAGUUGGCGGAGGAUGGCGUGGCUGGAUAUAGAAAGCUUUUGGAGGGAGAGGAAAUGGAUGUAGGCCCAGAUGUGGAUCUUUAA